Messenger RNA from Nilaparvata lugens (brown planthopper), 4233 nucleotides. It is a transcript of the gene ORMDL, whose product is annotated as ORM1-like protein. Gene Ontology annotation, biological process: intracellular sphingolipid homeostasis; ceramide metabolic process; negative regulation of ceramide biosynthetic process. The record is from RefSeq and is a predicted model, not a curated record. NCBI's taxonomy places the organism in Eukaryota, Metazoa, Arthropoda, Insecta, Hemiptera, Delphacidae. Bases 161 to 619 code for a protein of 152 amino acids. Gene Ontology annotation, cellular component: endoplasmic reticulum membrane. The transcript is spliced from 4 exons.
UUUGACAAGAAAAGAAAGUGAGCUAUUUUCAGGUUACCUUUUCAUCAAAACGACAAAACGUUCAAAUCAAUUCAAGUGUUUUCUAUCCUUAUAAAACUCUACAAAAUCAUCUACCCGACAUCAGUUAAUAACACAUAACAAAAAUCAUCAACAAAACAGGAUGUUAGCGGGUGGACAUGGGGAUCCCAACCCCAAUACAACCUGGUUACAAAGUCGAGGAUUAUGGGUAACAUAUGCAAUAUUCAUGCUUACCCUACAUUUGAUUCUACUCAGUGUACCGAUUCUCUCCAUACCGGUUGCAUGGACUCUGACAAACUUGAUACAUAACAUUCUGCAUUUCAUAUUCCUGCAUAUACUGAAAGGAGCCCCUUGGAUCCCUCAGGACCAGGGAGAUUGUAGGACACUGACUCAUUGGGAACAGAUAGACUAUGGAAUACAAUUCACUUCUACAAGGCGAUUUCUAACGGCUGCUCCAAUUAUUCUGUUUCUGCUGACCUGUUUCUACACAAGGAAUGCCACCAAUCAUUUUAUUAUAAAUUUUAUAUCUUUGGUUGUGGUGGUUCUACCUAAAUUGCCACAGUUUCACAAAGUCCGACUUUUUGGUAUCAAUAAAUACUGAAAACUCUCUCCCAACAGAUGACAGUCGAAAAAGUAUUGUACAGUAUGCCAAACUACAUGGGAAGCAACUCUAUUGGUCUAUGUCUCUAAGGCCCGGUUGCGCAAAGCCGGUUAAAUUUUAACCGUGAUUAAUUUCAGGAGAACCAAUCAGAGAAGGCGUUUUAGAAAAGACGGCUUUUCUGGUUGGUUCUCGUAGAAUUGAUCACGAUUAAAAUUUAACCGGCUUUUGUGCAACCGUCACUAUGUCUCUUAAGCUGGCCAAUAACUGUAGAUCACACACUCACACACAUACACGUGUCAGCAUGCAUGCUUUAUCAUCAGCGAGGGGCUUCUAGCAUAAAAUGAACAACCAAAAAUUAAAUGAACCACUGGAAAAUUAAAUGAAAAAGACCAAGAAAUUGUCAAAAAACCACAGAUUUAUUGAUACUUAAAAAGACCGGUUUCGGUUAUUACACCAUUGUCAAUCUCUGAUAAACUCAGACUCUGUUGAUCAGAGAUUGACAAUGGUGUAAUAACCGAAACCGGUCUUUCUAAGUAUCAAUAAAUAUGUGGUUUUUUGACAAUUUCUUAGUCUUUUUCAUUUAAUAUGAAAUAUCGGGGACCGAGCUUCGCUCUGGAGUACAAAAGCAUGAACAAUUUAUUACAAAAGAAGAAAUUAUAAUAAUAUUCAUAGUUCAUACAGAAAUGUUCUAUCUAAUCACAGUGAAUUUAGAUUAAUUCCCAAAGGAAUGCAAAAAUUUCCCUCACAAAGGCCCGGUUGCACAAAAGCCGGUUAAAUUUGAAUCCUGAUUAAUUUCACGUGAACCAAAUCAGAGAAGACAAUUUCAAGAAGAUGGUUCUACUGGAAUCAAUCAGGACUGAAAAUAACCCGGCUUUUUUGCAACCGGCACUAAGUACCUGAUUUAAUGACAACAAAAGUUCACAGCUGAGUCAUAAUUUUGAUACUCCCACACACAUGAACUCGCUCACUCACUUCCAUCACCAACAGACGACGAAAUAAUUAUUAUCAGCAGUUUUUCCAAGUAUGAAUAAUAAUUAUCCUUUUAAUGUCCUUCAACGAGUUCUCCCAGGGAUGAGACCUAGUGCAAUCGAAAGUUUAUAUUAUAAACUUACUAUGUUCAGAAUUUCGUGAGAAUCGUUAGAACCGUUUUCGAGAUCCGGUGAAAUACAAACAUAUUAUAAACAGAAAUUGCUCGUUUAAUAGUAUAGGAUAAAUACCACAAUAUCAACUUCUCAACUACACAAAAAGCACUGGAAAAUUAUUGCGAAUUGUAAUGAUAGACAAAUAAUUCAACCUCAAAUAGAGCAGGCUAAUAAGGCCGGUUGCAGACGAACCACUAUCGCAUGUGGGAUGUGGGAGCGAUUAUUUUCCAUGUGUUGUACCACAAACGCAGCGCAUAUGAAAUGCAUUGGCAGGCAUGGCAGUGGCACUGAUACUUCCAUAUGGCGUUGCGCGCUGUGGUUGCGAUUGUGGUACCACUGGUUUGAGCACUAAGCUUCCCCCAGCUUCUGUACCACAAUCGCAGUCGCUGUGACUUUGAAAACAGCUGAUAAAAACACCCGAGUAUGAUACAAACCUCUGAAAACUGUUGCACUAAUGCGCGUUUCUCGAAUGUAGUGUGAAAGUCUCUCUGCGUUAGAGCCUGUUCACAUGACAGCGAUUUAUGCUCGGUUGUCGCGCGGUUGACAAACCGAGCGUUUGCUAGGUAUAGGAAAACACAUGCAACGCUCGGUUUGAGCAAUCGCCGGCGAAUCGCGGCGGUUGUAGUCUCCAGUCCAACCGCCCGGUUGUCGCUCUGUUGCCGGGCGGCUCGAUAUACUAGAGCAGGCAUGAGAGUGUACACAUGUCUUCAGUCAAUCGAGCGGUUUCGAGCAGAGCAGUUCACAUAGUGCACAUUCUAUUUCAAUUUCAGUUCAAUUGAAAUUUAUUCUAUUAAAAUUUCCAGUUAGUUUGUAAAGGAUCAUAAUUCAUAGUAGGGUAAACUAGCCCACGUUGGGACACUAAAAUUCAAACAGCUAUAACUUGGACAAAUAUAAAAAAAGUUCUUCAUUUUUUAUUUUAUAUUGAUUGUAUUUGCUUACACUUUCAUGGCAACUGCGAUGAUUGUCUGAUUGUCAAUUGAUUUUCUUAUUGUUAAAACAAGUUUUUUAAAGUAUAAAAAAUUAUAAACUCAAUCUCCCCCAUCAAAACAUAAUCUUUUAGGUUAUUUAGGUACAUAAUGAGCUAUUUUUAGUAAAUUGAAUAGCUUUCUCAAAAAUUGACAUUUUCAUAAAAUUUUGGUUUUAUUCAAUCAACAAUACCAUGCAGAAUAUCUUCUAAAUCUCUUACCGUAUUUGAAAUGUUCUGUUCCAAAAAUGUAAACUUUAGGCGCUCAUAUCUAAAAAAGUAAUGAUCGGAAAAAAAUGUUUUUCUGAGAAAACUUUUCCAUUUUGAUAGCUAGAUGAUAUACAAAUCGAAAAAAAUUGAAAAAUAUCACCAGUAGAAAGUUUAAUUUCAGCCUCUGCCUAGUAUUAACCGAGGGCAAACCGCUCAUGAAUCGCUGUCAUGUGUACGAGGCUGGCAAAUCGAGUGAUUUGCUAACCGCGCGACAACCGAGCGUAAGUCGCUGCCAUGUGAACAAGCUCUUAGUCGUAUUGUUUUGUGGUAUGUCGGUCCCACAUCCUAGAUGCGAUAGUCUGCAACCGGCCGUUGAUAGUCCUAGAUUCGUCUGCAAACGGCCUAGAAAGUAAACAAAAAAUCGGAUACACAAAAGCCAAGCCUCAAAAAAUUAUCUCGAACUAUCUUUAGAAGCCUUUAGCUGUGAUGAUACAUCAAUGUAUGACGACAUGUGUGUGCAUACAUAUGUUCAUCAUGCAUGUCCUGUCGUUAGUGGCCAGCUCAACGGUCCGGUUUUCAACUGUACAGUUGAAAAUGUCCGACAAAACGUAAUCGACCUGAGAGGUAGUGUGUAUUUUAUUCCAAGUUACAAGUGAUAGUUUCUCUAUAAAAGACUGAACCAAUCUUUCAAUCGCCAAAAAUUUGGGCUGGAUAAAAUAUAAAAAAUACAAAAAUAAAUAUUUUUAACGAAUGUAAAUUGUUGUUGAGAUAACAUGGUUCUUUAAUUUGAUUUAUCUUAGGUUUUCUAUUAAAUUAUUUGUAAUGGGUGAUUUAUAAUUGUAACAUAAAAGUUUACUGAAUAUGUUUUGCAUUUGAAAAGUUGAUAUUAUUUUGUUUAUUUAUUUAGUUUGAUAUUGUUUAUAGAGAUACCUAAUUAUAAUUUUUUUAUCAAUUUAUUUACCCAUCAUAAAAAAUAAUUAAUUUCAAUGUACCGUAUUUGAAAUGAUACUGUGGUAAACCUUAAUUAGUAUUGUCUUAUUAAUUCUUGAUUGAAGAAAAAUAUAAUCUAUUUAUAAUUAUUAUAUGUGCAUUGAAUGGAAUAAUUGUGUAGAUAUAGAUGUUAAAUUUUAUACGUAUGAACUUGUAAAAGCAUUUUAUUGUAGAAUACAUAAAUAAUAAUUGUAGUUUGUAGAAAGUAUUAAUGGGGAAGUAUGUUCGUCUAUUUUGUUGUUUAGGAUUAAUAUUAUGAAUAAUGUAGUUGUUAAUAAAAAUGUUGUCAAUGAAAAUUGAUAUAUUAU